UCUUCUAUUUCAGUACUAGGGGAGCUUAAUGGCAGCAAGGCGGUGAUUCUUUGUGGGCGUUGUAAGAAGCAAAAGCUGGUGGCAGUAGAUCGAACCCUCAAAGCAAGGACAGAAUACUUCAAGAAAAGUAUGUGACUCCUUGUCAAUUCUUGCAGAAAACUUCUAGACUUCCCUGGACCACUUUGUAGUAGUUAAAUUCAAUGCAAUGAUAAUGUGCAUUUUCUUGCAUUUUAUUUUAUAUUUUAGAGCACUAUGAUACGGCUUGUGUAAAGCAAAAAUCCACAGAAGCCACGAAACAGAAGUCCGCUGUUGAGGUCGCAAAAAUGAGAAAUACCAUGCAACAAUUUCUUGCACGACCCGAUCCCGUCACUAACGCCUCUCAAUCUGGCCCUAACAAUGUUGAUUAUGACUGCGACCGUGAUGAAGAAAUAGACUGUCAUUUCAAUGCCUCUAUGGAGUAAGAAAUAAAAUUAUCUUACUUGUUAAUGUUCAUCUAUAUUUUGAAAAAUAUACCUUUAAAGCGAAUCAGAUUUCUGUAAUGCACUGAAAGCUGUUGUUUUUAUCACGUCACAUCCUUGUGUCUAACCCUGUCGUGAUGUUAGCUUUCUUCAAAUGUUAUUAUUGUAAUAUCUUGUUUGCCCUUAAAUAUGGAGCAUAUGAUAAUGUAAACAAUAAUAAUAAAAAGAUAACAUCUUGGCAGAGAUGGUUAAGUGUCUUAAGUGACCAUACGUGUAAUAGUACGAAUGUGCUUCCACCCUACAGGUUUUCUGAUCAUGAUGUUGGUGAUAGUGACCAAGAUAACGAAUUAAACAAUAAGAGCUAUAAUAUUGACACAGACACCGACCUCUUGACAGCUUCAGAUUCUGAAGACUCCAAAUACAAUUUAGACCUCGAGUCUUACAAUUCAAAUGGUGAAGAGACAGACAGUGACAUAGACAAGGAAUAUUUUAUAUUUCCCAUAUCGCUGGAGAAAGCAGACGAUGUUUGCAUCAGAUUAGAUAGUUUAAUUAAAACUGGCCAAAUUCCUAAGGACAAAAUAUUUUACAAAUAUCUCGAUUCUGUUUCGUAUGCUAUGAUUGACCCAAACCACAAAUAUGAUGAACAAGUCGUCGAAUUUUUCAACUCUGUUAAAUUCCUUGGUGGAGAGAGGACUGUUAACUUUAUCAGGGGUCCCAUGUGGCAUGGCUGUGGCAGUGGUGGAGUUUUCAAUCCAGAGAGCGCUAAACUAAACCUUGGAGGACCCGGACGAACGACAAGAUUAAAGCAUUCAUCGGGAUAUACGACUUCAAGUGGGGUAAUCAAGCCUUGGCUUGAUUCCUUUUUAACACUUGCUGUAGAUCCAUCAGUUGACAUGAAGCCACUUGUUGAUUCACCGAUUGUUAAAGUAAUUGGUGCAGCAAUGGAGAACGAUGGGACAGCCUUAAAGCCUGCAAUACAAUACGACGAGAAACAGCAAAUAAACGUUGGUUUGAAGAUGACCGCCGAUAUAGAAUUUGUUAAGGCUAAUCCAGUCCCAAAAUCUGAAUUUCUAAAAGAGAAUGUGGUUACAGAGGCAAAUGUAACUUAUUUGUCAACGACAGACAACGGGGUUGCCAUGCCAGUCAGUGUCACCUACAAAACCAAGGCAGGCAAAACAGGAGAACAGAUGAAAGAACAGUUUCUCAAUGAGGUUGAGCUGUUGCAAACAUGUCAUUGUUGUAUAAAGGCAGCGGUUUCAUCACAGCAUAUUCUUGAUAAACCUGCUACAGCGAUUUGCAAAAGUGUAUGCCAGGCUUGCAUAGAGACUGCUUCUGUCUGUAACACCUGUCGUGCUCAAGGGCAGCUUAGCCACGUACCAUCUCUUCGUGCUUGCCAACGGUGUCUUCAAUCCAAUGUUCAGUGUUCUCGAGCGGUGGUUCUUGUUUUGGCAUCGGACUGUGAAUCUGGGAACAAAAGAGCAUUUGAAUUGAUUUCUCAGAGCAAGGCUGAUGGAACGUUGCCCCCUCAGUUUAUAUUCGUUUGCCUUCCUGAUGCCGUUCACGUAGGCAAAAGUUUAAAGUGUAGCUUCGCCAACUGGAUGUUGCUGUUGGAUGAGGAGAGAGCAUGUUUGUCAAUGUUGCACACAAUCCGAGAUUCUGAUCCGGAAUUGAAGAAGUUGCUACCAAGAGACAGUGUCCUAAAUAAAGAUCGGAUGGACAUAAACUGUAUACUACAUUUGAGUAAAGAGUCUGUGUUAGCUCGUCUCCGCACCGUCGAUCGCGUGGUGCAUUCAGUUCUCCCAGACAGCUACAAAAUCAGUGAGACCAACAAGGUAGGGCUAUAUCCGCAUCCCGUAGCAAUUUGCCCCGGUGAGCACGGAAAACUUCUCGUUCUGGACUAUGCUCCACUGAAGAACUUCACUAGGCUUCUAGUAGUUAGGCUUCAUGUCCCAGCAGAUGUCAAGGUUGUUGGAGAAUGCCAUAGUGCAGCUAAAUCGCUCGCUUACUGCGAUGGAAUAGCGUAUGUAAGCUGUCCCACAGGAAUACAACUAUUUUCCAUUGCAAAGAAGCCAACGUUACAGUUAAAGAAUCUCAAAAAAGUAGAGCUCACUUCUGAGUUGCAGAAGAGAGGACUUGACACACUCGGAACAGUUCCGGUGCUUCGAGAACGACUCUCUAUGCAUCUAAAGAAUGUAGAAAGAACAUAUGUAGAAACAAAAAGUGACUUGACUAAAGUUCAGCUUUCUCAAAAGAUCGAACCAUCCAGAAUUGCUAAGGCAAGCGAUAGUAUCAUCCUUUGUGCCAGUGAUGUGGACAAGGUUAUCUAUUCCAUUACAUUAGAGAUGGAUGGAGUGGCAGUUAAAGGCAAUGUUACAGUUUUGACAAAAUACUCAGCCUCUUGCACAGAAGCAGUGUCUAUGUGCCUUAACAAUAACAUCCUUUAUCUGUCUCACAAGGGCAACCCAGGCGGAAUCUUAAGUAUUGCAAUGUCAACACUCGAGGAAACCGUGAUCGUACAAAACGGAACUGUAGAAUGCAGUGAAAGCGCACACGUGGCCUCGUAUCUCGCUGGUAUAGUUUAUGUGGACAUUGGAAGCCUGCAAAUAAAGACGAAGAUCUGUGGUGAGGAGGCCUUAGUUAUUGCUGGCACAGGAAAGGAAGGCAAUUCGAAUGGAAAGGGAGACCAAGCAACAUUUGCGCAGCCUAUGGGCAUAUGUGUGGAGCACGAUAAGAACAUAUUCAUCACCAAUGCUCAAACAGGCUCUGUGAAGCUAAUUACCUCAAUAAAAGGCAUUGUAAAGUAUUUAAGCCACCUUGGUCUCCUGUAUAAAGCCUUUUCUGUUCAUAUGAAACAUCAGACUGUACCAAAACGUUCCCUACAACAAGCAAUCGAGCUUCUGGAAGAACUUGACAGUUACUUGGAAAAAACAACAGAAAAAGCGUUGUCGCAUAGCAACGAUGUAAACGAUGCCAGCACAGGUAAACCAAGCGGUUCUCAAGGAACUAUUUCUAAUCAGACAAAGCGUUCGGUUAACAUGAUAUUAAAUGGACUGAAAGAUCUGGAGGCGUUAGUUAAAGAACAUAACCCAAGCUUCGCCAUUGAUCUGUACUCUUGUCUAACAGUUCAGGUUGAAAACCUACACGCAGUUGGUCAUUUCAAGGACCAGUUUCCUACCCUUUUGCAGUACGCACGGAAUCUGGCAAAUACCGUAUACGAAAGCAUUAAGCGUGUAGUACCCUGGAGUGCCUACUACUUCACACAUGAUAAAUCAUAUUAUCCCGUGUUGCGCCAGAGCACUCCACUAAAUGCCAUUCCGAAGCUGGAGCAUCUUAAGGCAAGAAGGGAGUUAAAUAGGCAGGAAAAAGACCUCAUGAUUGAGUGGGCGACAAAUAAUGGGAGGGCUGCACGACAGAGAAGUGUGAGACAAGAGACCACCAUGUUCAAGGCCGGAACAUUGCCGUUAAACAUGUACAGAACAUCAGACUAUCCUAAAGAUAAAGUCUCAUUCAGCCCUAACACUGUCGAAGAGGAGACUGUUACUUCUGCUACGACCGUUACGACUGUUACGCCUUCUACAUCGCACGAGGCCAUUGAAGAUGUUCAAGUAGUAGAGGAAGCCGAGGUAGAAGAGGAGGAAGAGUAUGACACUGACUCAGACGCUGAAUAUCCUAUUGCUGACAAUUACGAGGUAGAUUCUUUCGACGAUUUGUUGUUUCUUCGGGCAGUUACAACGCGAAGUGGACGAAUGGUCAGAGUCGUCCAUCGAGAGUGA
Messenger RNA from Porites evermanni, 4231 nucleotides. NCBI's taxonomy places the organism in Eukaryota, Metazoa, Cnidaria, Anthozoa, Scleractinia, Poritidae. The record is from the annotation of a GenBank genome assembly.